AUGUCUGAGUUGUUGUCGGCAGAGUUGUCGGCAGGAGAUGAACUGGAAUCUGAAGCAACGACAUCAAACGAAUAUGCUGGUAGUCUGUCGUUUCCCAGCGCCGCAGAUGAUGAGUCAAGAAUGGUAUCGUUCGUUUGGUCACAAGCUGAACCUACGCUCUAUAGAGCGGCUGCGGUAUCUGGUGAACCAGUGGGCGAUGCCAUUUUGGAAAUAUCCUCUGAGACGGUAGGAAGAUCAAGGCACGGUACUAAAGGACUCGAGAACGUAAACCGAGCAGAAUCGAUGUCGUUGAGAUGCGAAUCCGUCCCGAUCAUUGACGGAGGAAGACCAAAUUCAGAGAAGCCGUCGCAGGACAAAGGUGCGGAACCCGCAGUCGCACCAAACACACCUUCUUGGCUCAUCGAGCCAAGAGAAGCGGCGUUUUGA
Molecule: messenger RNA, 426 nt
Organism: Fusarium poae
Lineage: Eukaryota; Fungi; Ascomycota; Sordariomycetes; Hypocreales; Nectriaceae
Exons: 1
Coding region: 1-426 (141 amino acids)
Source: RefSeq, a predicted model, not a curated record